This is a messenger RNA of Nerophis lumbriciformis (worm pipefish), 2808 nucleotides long. The record is from RefSeq and is a predicted model, not a curated record. NCBI's taxonomy places the organism in Eukaryota, Metazoa, Chordata, Actinopteri, Syngnathiformes, Syngnathidae.
AUGGAGGACAAACCCAACUCGUUCUCCGGCGCCAAGGAGGAGAAAUCGGACGGGAAUAACGCCUUCCAGAGGCAGGACUCCAUCCAGAAGAACAACAGCACGGGCGGCCAGAACACUAAGGAGCACGGCAACUCGGUUGGCUUUAAGGGGGAGCGCGACGAGGCCAUGGUGGGCUUCGACGACCUGGAGGCGGCGUCCAGGCAACACGGGUUCAUGCAGAGGCAAUUCGGGGCCAUGAUGCAGCCCGGAGUCAAUAAGUUCUCCCUGCGGAUGUUCGGCAGCCAGAAAGCGGUGGAGAAGGAGCAGGAGCGGGUGCAGACGGCCGGCUACUGGAUCAUUCACCCGUAUAGCGAUUUUAGGUUCUACUGGGACUUGAUAAUGCUCAUCAUGAUGAUGGGGAAUCUAAUCAUCAUUCCUGUGGGAAUAACCUUCUUCUCAGAGCAGACCACCACCACCUGGCUGGUGUUUAAUGUGGCCUCGGACACCAUCUUCCUAGUGGACCUGGUCAUGAACUUCAGGACGGGAAUCGUCAACGAGGAGAGCUCUGAAAUUAUCCUGGACCCCAAGGUCAUCAAGAUGAACUACCUGAAGAGCUGGUUCGUGGUGGACUUUCUGUCGUCCAUACCGGUGGAUUAUAUCUUUUUGAUUGUGGAGAAAGGCUUCGACUCGGAGGUGUACAAGACGGCGCGUGCGCUACGCAUCGUCCGAUUCACCAAGAUUCUCAGCCUGCUGCGCCUGUUGAGACUGUCUCGACUCAUCCGAUACAUACACCAGUGGGAGGAGAUCUUCCAUAUGACCUAUGAUCUGGCUAGUGCUGUGGUAAGAAUAUUUAACUUGAUAGGCAUGAUGCUGCUGCUAUGUCACUGGGACGGCUGCCUCCAGUACCUGGUGCCUCUGCUCCAAGACUUCCCCCCUGACUGUUGGGUGUCGCUAAACGGUAUGGUUAACGUUUCCUGGGGUAAGCAAUACUCGUACGCCCUCUUCAAAGCCAUGAGCCACAUGCUGUGCAUCGGCUAUGGCGCCCGGGCACCGGUGAGCAUGUCGGACCUGUGGAUCACCAUGCUUAGCAUGAUCGUAGGCGCUACGUGCUACGCCAUGUUUGUGGGCCACGCCACGGCGCUCAUCCAGUCGCUGGACUCCUCACGACGGCAGUACCAAGAGAAGUACAAGCAAGUGGAGCAAUACAUGUCCUUCCACAAGCUUCCAGCAGACAUGCGGCAAAAGAUACAUGACUACUACGAGCACCGCUACCAGGGCAAGAUCUUCGACGAGGACAACAUCCUUAGCGAACUCAACGACCCGCUCAAAGAGGAAAUUGUCAACUUCAAUUGCCGUAAGCUGGUAGCCACCAUGCCACUGUUUGCCAACGCCGACCCCAACUUUGUGACGGGGAUGCUGAGUAAGCUGAAGUUCGAGGUCUUCCAACCCAAUGACUACAUCAUCCGCGAGGGCACCGUUGGCAAGAAGAUGUACUUCAUCCAGCACGGCGUUGCCAGCGUCAUCACCAAGUUCAACAAGGAGAUGAAACUGACUGACGGGUCCUACUUUGGAGAGAUCUGCCUUCUCACCAAAGGCAGACGGACGGCGAGCGUACGGGCCGACACCUACUGCCGCCUCUUCUCGCUGUCCGUGGACCACUUCAACGAGGUUCUCGAGGAGUACCCCAUGAUGCGACGGGCCUUCGAAACUGUGGCCAUCGACCGAUUGGAUCGCAUCGGGAAGAAGAACUCGUUGCUGCUGCAGAAAUUCCAGAAGGACCUGAACGCAGGCGUUUUCAACACUCAGGAGAACGAGAUAUUGAAGCAGAUCAUUCGGCAGGACCGGGAGAUGGUGAUGAUGGUGGACCGCAAGCAGUCGGUCAGCGGGAUGAACUCGACGCCAAUGUCCGGCAACUCCAUCAUUAACUCGCCAGCACAACCGCCCUUCUCCGCCGCCUUCGGGAUGGGUCAGUUCCAGCAGUCGUCGGUUCCUUUGACCUACAGCGCUUCAGCUAUCGCCAACGCCUCCGCCGCCCGUAUGCUGCCGGCCGCCGCCGCAGCAGCCCUUUACCCUGCAGCCAGCGUCACCCACCUCGGUUCCUCACCUGCUAACCCGCAGACGCCUCUUCAGGGGGCUAUUAUGUCGCCGUGCUCCUUCACGGCAGCCAUGUGCAGCCCACCGGUACAGACGCCUCUGGCCGGAAGGAGCUUCCAGUACGGCUCUCCUACGGCAUCCCAGCUGUCGCUCAUCCAGCAGCCUGUCAGCCAGCCGUCUCUCACCGGCCAGCAGACGCAACUUAGCCAGCAGCUGCCCACGUCGGCCGCGGGCGGUACCGGGACGCAGCAACAUUCCCCGCAACAGCAACAGCAGUCUCCCCAACAGCAGCAGGUCCCUUCUCCCCAACGAGGCGAAGUCCACAAGAGCACUCAAGCCCUGCAGUCGGGCAGCUUGAGUCGAGACGUGCGACAUUUGUCGGCCUCUCAACCAUCCCUGCCCCACGACACUUCGCUUGGGCCGCGGGCGCACCAAGCUUCGGGCGACUCGCUGGCUUCCAUCGCACCGCCGGCGGCGACGGCAGCACCGUCUAUUCAGGGGAUGAGUCUUCAAAGCGGCAUCCGCACCACAGUGCCCCAGCGGGUCAAUUUGUUCCGGCAGAUGUCGUCAGGGGCCCUGCCGCCCGUGCGCUCCACGUCGGCGGCGGUGGCGGCAGCGGCGGCGGCCUCAUCUUCAUCGGGCCAGCACAGGGAAUCCCCUGGCUCUCGGAGAGAUUCUGUCCUGAGCAGUACGGAGACCGAGCAAGACAAAAUGCGCUUUGCAUCAAAUUUAUGA